Molecule: messenger RNA, 1737 nt
Organism: Callorhinchus milii (elephant shark)
Lineage: Eukaryota; Metazoa; Chordata; Chondrichthyes; Chimaeriformes; Callorhinchidae
Gene: gna12a
Product: guanine nucleotide binding protein (G protein) alpha 12a
Exons: 4
Coding region: 308-1417 (369 amino acids)
Biological process (GO): Rho protein signal transduction; adenylate cyclase-modulating G protein-coupled receptor signaling pathway
Cellular component (GO): brush border membrane; heterotrimeric G-protein complex
Molecular function (GO): G-protein beta/gamma-subunit complex binding; D5 dopamine receptor binding; GTPase activity
Source: RefSeq, a predicted model, not a curated record
GCAAAGCAAUGAAUGGAGUGGGCGGCGGUGGCGUCGUCGAUGAAGCGUUGAGAUUCGGGCGUCGGAGGGGAGGGGAGUGGGGGCCGAGAGAACCUGACAGGAUUUUUAAUUAACAUAUAAAAACAACGCGUCCGCCCUCUCCGCCGCUCCGGUUGUGUGUGUGUGUUAAGGUUUAUUGUUCGAGGGGGGAAAAAAAAAUAGCCGUUAAGUUUGAAACGAAGGCCUCCGUUGUGUGAGGUGGGACAGAGACGACGGAGAGAGAGCGAGAGCGCGCGCGCGAGAGAGAGAGAGGGAGAGAGAGAGAGAGAUGGCCGAGUUUGUCCAGCGGCUGAGCGCCUGCUUCCCGGCCUGUCAGUCCAGUCAGAGCGACCGGGCUCAACGCCGGAGGAGCCGGGAGAUCGACGCCUCGCUGGCCCGGGAGAGGCGCUACGUCCGCCGGCUGGUCAAGAUCCUGCUGCUCGGGGCGGGCGAGAGCGGCAAGAGCACUUUCCUCAAGCAGAUGAGGAUCAUCCACGGCCGCGACUUCGACAGCAAAGCGCUGGAGGAGUUCAGGGACACCAUCUUCGAGAAUGUUAUCAAGGGUAUGAAGGUUCUGGUGGACGCUCGGAACAAACUGGGCAUUCCCUGGGAAAAUACAGAAAAUGAGAAGCAUGGCAUGUUUGUAAUGGCAUUUGAAAACAAGUGUGGAAUGCCCGUUGAGCCUGCAACCUUUCAGUUGUACGUGCCAGCGCUGAGAACCCUGUGGCAAGAUUCGGGAAUCAAGGAAGCGUACAAAAGAAGAAGAGAAUUUCAGCUGGGUGAAUCUGUCAAGUAUUUCCUGGAUAAUUUGGACCAAAUUGGACAGUUGAGUUAUCUUCCCAAUAGACAGGAUGUACUGCUCGCCAGGAAAGCCACCAAAGGCAUUGUGGAGCACGAUUUUGUCAUCAAGGGGAUCCCUUUUAAGAUGGUGGACGUGGGCGGUCAACGGUCGCAGCGGCAGAAGUGGUUUCAGUGCUUCGACGGCAUCACGUCCAUUCUCUUCAUGGUCUCCUCCAGCGAGUUCGACCAGGUGCUCAUGGAAGACCGGCGGACAAACCGCCUAGUGGAGUCGAUGAACAUCUUUGAGACCAUUGUGAACAACAAGCUCUUUUGUUGCGUCUCCGUGAUAUUGUUCCUGAACAAAAUGGACCUGCUGGUGGAGAAAGUGAAGGCGAUCAGUAUUAAGAAAUAUUUCCCGGACUUUCAGUGGGAUCCUCACAGACUGGAGGACGUGCAGAAAUACCUGGUGCAGUGCUUUAACAACAAGCGCCGCGAUCGCACCAGGCCCCUGUUCCACCACUUCACCACGGCCAUCGACACCGAAAAUAUCCGUUUUGUGUUUCACGCUGUGAAAGACACAAUCCUGCAGGAGAAUCUGAAGGACGUUAUGUUGCAGUGAAGAGGAGAGAGAGAGAGAGGCUGUCUCGCUGGAUCAUGUUUCCUUCUCAGAAUUCGCUCUGCCACCAGCACUAUGCGCCCACGAACCCAUAGUUUUGAGUGUGCCGUAUGUUUAAAGGCGUGGAUGCAAAGUAGAGGCAACACCACAGUAAAUGAGCCUGUGAUAGUUUGUCAAGGCUUCCCAGAAAUGUUUUUUAAAGUGUCCUUUCCAUUUCCACAAAAGCGCUCAGACAUCCGAAGUGUAGUGAGCACUAGCAUUAGACUUUCAUUGCACUACAAAGCUCUCUUUGAACCUAAUCGUUACUGAGCAACAGAUUGAGA